Fragaria vesca subsp. vesca is the source of this 966-nucleotide messenger RNA. RefSeq lists its product as uncharacterized. The transcript has 5 exons. The record is from RefSeq and is a predicted model, not a curated record. The coding region runs from base 140 to 727 and encodes 195 amino acids. Lineage: Eukaryota; Viridiplantae; Streptophyta; Magnoliopsida; Rosales; Rosaceae.
GCAUCAAACGUCCAUAAAAAUCCCAAGUGAAAGCUGAAGGAAUAAGUUCAUGAAAAGCAGAACCUGCAAAACCAGAAGAGGCUGAAACCAAAAGGAACGUUCAUGUUGGAAUAUCCCAAUACCGAUUAAACAAAGAGAGAUGGAAAAUAAGGAAGGCGAAGACGGCUUGCCUCAAAACCCUAAUCCUAACCCUAAUCAGACCCGAGGUUCAACAAAGGGAAGAUCCUGCAAGGGCUGCCUCUAUUACUCUUCUGUACAGAAAUCCAAAUCCAAGUACCCAACUUGCGUUGGCUUCUACAGAACUCUCAAUCAAGUGCCCAGCUACAUUGUGGGAGAAACGGAGUUGGAAGCUUCAAAAGCCGAUCGCAACCUUACGGAUUUUAAGUAUGGCUGCGUAGGUUACUCGGUGUUCUUAGACAGGAAAGAUUCAAAUGAUCCACAUAAUAAACAAGCGGAAUUGCCAUUUUGUGUUGGUCUUGAGGUAUUAUAUGACAAAAGACCCGCUGGCCAGGCUCAUUCUCCUGCUCCUGCUCGUAAAAGUGAAGACAAUGUUCGACCUAUUCCUCAACCUCAAAGCUACAAACCACAUUCAACUGGAGAUGAGUACCUGACCAGGUUUAAGAGGAAUGCUGGCCUAGUAGCAUCAGGCGUUGCUAGAAAUUUGAACAGGGUAGGCAACCAUAUAAAACAGAGCGUGGAUAGCAUCUUAUUUGGAAGGUCCAAGUAACAGUUUUUGAUUUCAGCAGUAAUACACAGCAUGCUAAAAACCCGGUACCUGAAUUGGUAGUAUGACUGGUAUCCCAGUUCUGUAAUUAAAUUAAUGUAUAACAUUGUCAUCAAGCAAAGGUUUUCUUCUUUUUGCCAACCUUUUGUAACAGUAAACAUUUUUUCCAUUUUUUGUUUGUUUGUUGUAACAGUAUAUACACUUUUACUCAAAUAAAUGUUAAUUACGUCGAAAUCAUCAUU